GUCGGAGUAAGUUUUUUCUCCCAAGUCACGAAUUAAGGCCAUAAUUUCCGAUUUUCGAUAAGGUGGUCGCGCUAUGGUAGAGGCCGGCCAUUCGGUAUUUUACCCUACACUCGAAAACAUUUAGCAGUUGUUUGUUGAACCGGUGUCCCCUUGCUAUUGUGGUCUAGCUAUCUCUCGUUACCAACUGCUACAGGAGCAGGAGCCCGCACUGGCAUAAGACCAGCUUAAUCUGAUUCUAAAACAAUAACAACAUUAUCCAUUUUGCGUCUUUCGCUGGCGGGGAGAGGUUGAUAACCACCAGACCACGGGACUUUGUAUUGUUAUUAUCGAAGAGAAUCUAGACCGCCCGCCAAAGGACAUUCAUUGAGGUGAAUAGAAUAAGAAUAAUGCUGAAUUUGCAGGUUCAUCGCCAUUAACUGGGCUGCUUAACACCGAAAGACGAUAAGAUACGACGUUCUAGACGAGUCAUUGAACUAUAUAAAGGACCGUUUCAUUUAUUAACUGGAGAGCGAUGGGAAUGUAUGAUGCUUCGUUUGACUAAGUUUCAUUGUUUGUAAUCAUCAGACAAAGAUAUCUUUUAUCUAUUUAUCGGGCGCAUGAUUGAUUGGAAACGACGCAAACGUUGUCCAAAUAGAGAGAGAGAGAGAGAGAGAGAGAGAGAGAGAGAGAGAGAGAUUGGAAAAGAAAGGCCAGAUUUCCACGUUCUAUGGUUUCUCUUUUCACUUUGCAGGAUGUUUAGGGGCGAAAGUCAAUUCUGGCCUUAUAUCAGCACAGGAACUUGCCUUCACACGGCGUGUAGAUGUGGUAAGGUGUCAAAAAGGGAAAAAAAAAAAAAAAAGUUUCGUUUAUGAACCUCUGCACUCGUCCUACCGACUAGGCCUAGGGUUCAACGCCCUGCUGUGAUUUGGAACCAGCCAUCUCGAUAUCUAGCUUCCCCAGACAUAACGUAAGCGCUUUCGUAGUUGGUUAGCAAGUUAGAGGCUCUGAUUAAGGUUUUGAUAACAGAACGUUUUCGCCACGCGGUUGAAAAACCGAAUGUUUUGUCCUGUGACUAACGGGCAUGCACUGAUCGAUUGUGGAUAUAUAAGGCCAACGACUGCGUACGCUGAUUAGGUAAGAGUUGUAAACUUGCGGUGCUCAGUAACACAGCGUCAUGGCUGCGGUUCAAGCAGCGGUUGUCGCCCUGCUUUCUGUGGGACUCCUGGCUUGUGCCACUGAUGCUUCCUGGUCCUCAAGUGUUCCAGGAUGCGCGAGAGAAUGUCCUGCUGCCGGAUCACAGAAACUUUUCUACGACCCGGAGAAGACCUACACGUAUUUCUACACUGGAAGGUCUGAAAUUCACGUGAAGGAUGUGGAAGGUGGCAUCUCCCAGAUGGAAUGGACCUCCCAAGUCGACUUGACAUGGUUGACCCCAUGUGAUAUGGCCAUUUCCUUCAAGAAUCCAACCUUUGGAGGUGCUACUGGUACGCCAGAAUCCAGGUUUCUGACUAGAUACCCUAUGGUAGUAGCUAUGGUCGAUGGACGGGUACAGCAUGUUUGCAGCCACCCACAUGACGACACUUGGUCUAUCAACUUGAAGAAGGGUGUUGCUUCUGCUUUUCAGAAUACACUGCCAUCCAACUCAUCUGUCAAUACUGGGCUUAACUUUACAGAAACAGAUGUGGCUGGGAAAUGUCCUACCCUGUAUAAAGUUGACAAUCAGGGAGAGAAGAUUUUUGUUGAGAAAAAGAAGAACUACCAAUUCUGCCAAGAACGAUUUCCAUCACAAGAUGAAACGCCAGCGUUUUGGAUCAAAGCUCCUUUGCCAGUUCUCAAAUCUUGGUCUACCUGCAAACAAGAAAUAACAAAAGGUAUCUACACUUUUAUUGCCUGUGAAGACAGAAACAUAAUCAAGCCAGCCAUUGGAUCUUACAAAUACAUUGAUACUAAACAGGAAUCAAAAUUACAACUCCAGUCUGAAUCUACAAGUACACCACCAACUCUGUCCACUCUUAGUGGUUGUAUGGUACGCAGAAGUUUGCGGUUUGACCAUGAAACCCUCAAGAAAGAUCCCAGCAAAGUUCCAAAACUUGAGCAGGCUCUGAGGCAACUUUGUGAUAAGACAAAACACGCUGCUGAAAAGGAUGCUGCUUCCUGGGUAGAUAGAACUAUUGAUCUUAUGAAACAUGUACCAGAAUCGGCAGUAGAACAAAUGCUGCAGAAAAUCAAGAGUGGAGAGAUUUGCAGUGAAAAACAAAAUAUAGAGAGUCUGUUUUUGGAUCUUCUUGCUUAUGUCCAGGAAGCCAAUGUAGUAAAACUUAUGGUAAAGGAAAUUGUUAGUGGUCAAAGCACAGGAGGUAGAGCUGCUCUUUAUACAGCAGCCCUCUACUUUACUCCCAGGCCUUCUCUCCAGGCAAUUGAGGCAGUGAAACCUUUGUUUGAGCAGACCAAACGAUUCCCAAUGGCCAGUCUUGCAGCAGCCUCUAUGGUCAACACAUACUGCAGACAUCAUCCUCACUGCCAAGAAGAAGUUCCGGUCAGACAAGCUGCCGAAACCCUGAGCCACAAAAUCCAAGAACAGUGUUCUUCUCGUGGAACUUUAGAGACUGAAAAGGCAUGCCUUGCAUUACUGAAGUCUCUUGGUAAUAUGGGUGUGAUGACCUCUGAAGUAGCAAGGACUGUCAUCAACAUCAUAGAAAACAAGGAAGUGAAAUUGGUCAUCCGUGAAACUGCUGCACAGGCUUUCAGGAAUGCAAAGUGUGAACGUGAGCUCACAAGACAGCUCUUCAGGAUUGUUCUCGAUCCAAAAGUGCAGACUGAGGUUCGAAUUCAUUCCUAUCUAGUUGCAGUGAGAUGUGCCAAAGAGGCAGACUUAAGGAUUGUCUGUGAACAGAUUUCUAGAGAAGAAAGUACCCAGGUUCGUGGAUUCAUCCUUAGUCAUCUUCUCAACCUGCAGGAAUCCUCUGCACCUCACAAGGAAAACUUGAGGUACAUUCUCUCCGGCAUUUCAGUUCCUACAAACUUCUCGGCUGAUAUUCGAAAAUACUCACGAAAUAUUGACUUUUCUUACUAUGCUCCGUCAUUUGGAGUCGGAGCUGGCUUAGAAUCUGACGUCAUCUUUGGCACUAGGUCAUUCAUUCCCCGUUCAGUCAGACUUAACCUGACCUCUACUUUUGGUGCAACUCCAGUGAACUUUGGAGAGUUUGGAGGCCGAUUUGAGGGUCUAGAAUCUAUCAUAGAGAGCCAUUUUGGACCAGAGGGAUAUUUUCAGAAAACGUCGAUGGGACAGAUCAUAAGAGAUGCCAUGAAUUAUGCAGAGGAACGAGGUGCUGGUAUUCUUAAUCAUGUGUUGAACAAUAUUAGAGUAAAAAGGAGCUUUGACUUGUCAUCUAUCCCUGACUUGAUCAAGCAAAUGUAUGGCCUGAGUGCAAAUCCUGAAGUUCGAGCAGAUUUCUUUGCUCGUUUCAAUGGACAGGAGAUUGCAUAUGGGUCAUUGACAGAAGGCUUUUUUGAAGGUUUAAGAGCCAAUGGAAUAAUUGAUAAGUUCUUCAGUACAAUAGAGGAAGCACUCAAUGACAUGGCAGAGGUGAAUUUUCACACAGCCCGGACACUUCAGAUGGCUCUCGAUUAUUCCCUGCCAACCAUCCAAGGUCUUCCUCUACGAAUGAAACUGAAUGGAACAGCCGUCGUUGGGUUGCAGAUGGAAAGCAGACUUAACGCCCUUGGGAGCAGUUCUCCAAGCAUACUGAAAGUGAAACCAAGCCUCUCAGGACAAGUCAAUGGAUUCAUUGGAUUUGACUCAUUCAUAGCAUCGUGCGGUGUCCGUUCAGUGAACCACAUUGCUAGCAAUAAUGGAAUUUUCCUCAACAUGAAAGGAGGAGAGAGAUUCGAAAUUGAGCUAGAUAUCCCAGAGAAAAUGGACGUUAUUGAUAUUAAAAGUGAAAAUUAUCUAAUGAAAGCUGUUAAAGGACAAGGUGAAACCAGAAUUAGCCCUCCUGGAGUCAAGCUAUCUGAAGUCCACCACCAGAAUUGCUUCCAAUCUUUAGAACAUCAACUUGGUGUGAAGGUUUGCUAUGAGCUGAAAUUCCCAGACCUACUCAGAAGCCAUGGGUUACCUCUUGGACAGCUAUUGGCUGUCAAAUUGACUGGUGAAAAGUCUGAACCCUCUAUGAAAGGCUGGAGGUUAACAGGCAAUGUCCAAAACAGGCCAGAAAGGAAGGAAGUGAAAAUGCAGAUGGAAGCUGCUGCGUCAUCCUUUCCAAGAACGGCAGAAGUACACUUUACAUCUUUUGUGGAUCGGGGUCUUCGGAAGAUAGGGGCCUCAGUGUCCUCACACACAUCUGGAGGCUACAAGGUGGAGCUCAAGACCAAACAUGAAGAGAGUGAGAAGCUACUGGAAGUUAAUGUGUACAGUGGCAGAAGCCAGAGUUUCAGUUCUGAGACGCAGGUUUUGGAGGUCAAGAUUUCUGCCAAAAACAAUGGUCAUGCAACUAAAGUGCAAAUUCUUACAAAGACUCAAAAUUCAUUGAAGGCAUUUAUUGAUCAUCACUUAGAAGUCCAAGGAGAUAUGGCAUUUAUGGAGUCUACUGGACUCCCUUACCCACAACGCCUAGAGAAAUUUUAUCUACAAACAGCCAUAAGUGAUUUUAGAAUUGCUUCCUCUGUUGAAAAGGAGAGUGAUGAAGAGUGGGCAACUGUUUUGAAGGUUGGAUCAAGAAAUGCAGAAAAGUUUUCUUUCAUGGCAAACCAUCACCUGGAGGGAACUUGGCAGGAAGGAAUGUCAAUAAAAACAACAGUCAACACAGUGGUGGGAAGCGCCCAGUUUAAAGCAGCUUUUGAUAUCUACAAUACACGCGAGAAGAGAGGAACAGCUCUUCACAUUCUCAGUCCUCAGGAGACUUCCAAGAUGGUUGAACUCGAGGCAGUGAUGCUCAGGUCAGGCCAAUCAGACACAGUCAAAUUCCAGCUCGACAUCCCACGUCACAUGAGACCAUUCAAGUUUGAAAGUAAACUGGAAGGUCAAGGAAGUGGUCGCUACCAUAUACAGACUGCUCUUAGUCACGGAAGUCAAAUUCUGGCAGAGGGAGAUGGAAUUUUAACAGCUGAGUUUGGUCCUGAUAGGAAGCAGUUUGAGAUAGACCUACGAACGGUAACUUUAGUCAGUGAACUUCAUAGGAUUUCCUUCUCUUGUAUCAGGGAAAGAAACAAGAAAGUCUUAUCAUUGGAAGUAAAAGAUCAGGAACAACCACUCAUUGGCCUCAACUGGGAAUUAUCUUCAGAAAGUGAAAGAGCAACAGAAGCUCAUUUUACAUUCCUGCUCCCAAGUCUAAUAGUCGACAAGAUUGAUGCCAUUAUUAGCCAUGAGAAUAUCCAGGUCAGCUUCAACAGCUUAGUUUCACCGAAGAAUUCCCCUCGAAGGGUGAAAGGCUUUGCAAAUAUUGACUUCGAAAGCAAGAGUGCAAUGGCUGAUGUCUUAUGGAAUGCCGAUCAGGAUCCAAAUGAAAAGCUGAGUGUUGAAGGCACAGUUCUCGGUGAACAAGCUCUCUCUCCUCAGUUGACUACUGUGCGUGGUAGCUGGACAUUUUUUGGAAGCACUUAUCAUUACAAGACAGAAAUUCGCAAUUCUGACGCCACAUCUUGGUUAUUUGGAAAGAAGGACUUAAAGAUUGAAAUCUUAAACCCGUCCCAGCAAGCCUUAGAGCUCCAAACCAACAUAGAUGUUCAGAAGCAAUCAUCUGGUGCAAACCUCAGUCUAGAAUUGCAGUACAAGAAUCCAGAGAGCAAAGCAUUUAAGGUCAAUUCUGAUGUAUCUGUGGAAAGUCUUGGGAGACCUUUCAAUUUCAAGCUAAAUUCUAAAACAGAAUUCAUUUGGCCAGAAGGAAGGCAUUCGGCCACAGUCUUAGAAGGAAAGUAUGAACAUCUCCACAAUCAGAGAGAGAUCUUUGUCAAGGUGGAAAUAAGCAGACCAUCACUGAGUAAGCCACAACAAACGUCCUUCACUUUAUCACACCAACCAAGCUCAUAUAUGGCUAAAUGGGUGAAUGAUGUAACAUCUCCAGCUGAAGGGGCUCAGUAUGACCUUAAACUUUCUUCUGAAGGAGGAAUUCAGUCGUUCAAGGUUGGUUUUGACUUGAGAGAAGUCGUUGCGCUUCUCAAGGCAGUUCACCAACUAGUUGGUGUGGGAUCUGGCCCCUCAGAAACAAUGGGCAGUGCUAAGUACCUCAUCACGUACAAGAGGACCGAACCUGCCUAUCACAAAUUUGUUAUUCAGUCCCCGUUUACGCAUAUGGAAGGAGAAGCACAGGACUCCCUCCAUCAUCCAGAAAGGCACAGAAGUGACAAAAGAUAUGAACUGGGUGUCCCCUCCUCUCUACACCCUGGUCCCUGGGAGAGAGAGGUCAAAUAUAAAGGCCAAAUUCUCUAUCCCUUGCUAGAAAGAGAAAGGAGAGCAAAGUUUGCAUACACGCAUGGUGAAGGGAAAAUUAACGGAACACUGGAUCUCGACAUUUUCCCAAGAUCAGAAGAUAAAAUCAUUGGCACUAUCGAGUCCACUAAGACAGCAAGAAAUAGCUGGAAAGUGGAGACAAAAUUGUCGGGAAAUGCACUUAAGAUUAAUCCAAGGAUUGUAGUAAGUGCUUCCUAUGCAUCUCACACCGUUGGUUUCGAUCUGGAACUGGAAAAGACUGCGUCAUCCAGGCCAUCGCUUUUUGUCUCCGUAAAAUAUGAUAGAAGUUUUGGAAGAAAUGCUGCUGUAGCAUUCACAGUAAGAACGGAGGCAGGUCCAUUGGUAGAUAUAUCUGGAUCUGUGAAACCACAACAGGAACCAUCCUGCAAUGGGCUAGGAAUAUCUGCUGUUGCACAAAUAACCACAGUAGGAAGAUAUGACAUUUUCUCCAAGCUCUGUAAGCCCGGCUUUGUCAAAGUCACAAUCAAGAGGGAAGGAAGUGACAAAGCUAUCGUUGCUAGACUGGGACUUCAGGCUAUGAAAGACCUCGAGUUCAGCAUCUCUGAGAACAAUAAAAGGCUUCAAGAAGAAAGGUAUAUUGCAAUGACAAGAGUUGGCCUUGCAGCUCCAACUCUUGUAAAUAUAGAGUUUGACUGGAAUUAUGAGAAGAUUUCAGCAUUAAUGAAUGCUGCAUCUGAAAAGUGGAGAAGAGAAUCUCCAGGAAUUUUGUUUUGGACAGAAAAUGUGGGACGGGAAAUCCUGGCAGUUUCUGGUUCUGAUGAAAGUUCGGCACAUGUGGCAAGGCUUUGGCAACAGGCAAAGGAAGAGUGUCAACAAAUCUACAGCGAUUUGGUGAAUUACAAUAUAAUACCAUCCUGGAUAAAUAUUCCGACCAUUCGAGGCGUUAUUGGAGGUUACAGAAUGCUGUGGUCUCAAGUGGAUGGAAUAAAGAAGAAAAUAAAUAGCAUUGCUAAAAAUACUAUACAAUCUCUCAGAAGUCAGUCCUCAAGCCUUACUGAGGCUGUAGAUGGAGUGGUAAUUGGCACUGCUCGGUGGAUGAAGACUGGGGGAAUGCCUGAGGAGAUCAGGCCUCUAGCUGAAAAGAUCAAGGGUACUCCUCUGUGGAAUGACGUCAAGACUUUCUUUGAUCACUUGGAAGACAUGUUUGGAGAGCAAAAGGAAGCUUUCAAAGAAGUAUUAAGAAAGUACAUGGAUACGCUGAAGGAAGAUCUGGAAAGGAUUCGCAGUGAUAUCUUCUCAAAUAACAUUAGGGUUCGAGAAAUAGCUGACUGGAUCAUCAAUGAUCUCAAAUUGGGGAAAUUGGUGAUCAAGGGACUUGAUCGUGUUAUCAACAAGGUAGUUCAGUCAUCUCUCCUCUCAUCCACUGAAAUCAGAGGUGAUCACAUGGAGGUGCAAAUUCCCCUUCGUCAACCUGUAAACUCUCUCGCGCAAGCAUGGAGGUAUGCGUUGGUCAAUCCAGUCCCUGUUCCUGAAAAUGUGAUUCGAUUCUUUGAGACACUGACUCUACAGCCUGUUGAGAACUUGCUAUGGUCAUAUUACAACUUCUUGCCACAACGCUUCUCAGACCUACUGCCUCCAUACAAGGGCACAGCAGUGCUUGUAGAUGGCUCAGACAUCCUCACUUUUGAUGGCGCAGUCCUGCAUGCUCCUCAGUCCCCCUGCAGAGCAGUGUUAGCUGCCCAUGAAUCAAUGCUGCUUACUAUGGAAUACCUUGGACACUCACGCGUACCACAGAUUCAUUUUGCAUUCUAUGGUUCCCAGAUUUUGGUCACCCCUGACCACAAAGUCAUGAUCAAUGGAAAUGAGGUUACCAGUCCAGAAGGAAGCAUAGGUCGCAUUAAGGUCAAGAGGAGUCACGAAGAAAUUAAGCUCAUGGCUCCAACCAUGGUUGUUCAAAUUUACCCAAAGAACAAUGUCAUCACUGCUGAAGCAUCUGGGUGGAUGUUUGGCCGGGUUGCUGGUCUGUUUGGUACUUACGAUGGAGAAAUGGGUAACGACAGAGCUGUUACUAUGGCCACUGAAGCAUCUAGUUUUCACGAGCUUGUCAGUUCAUGGCAGGAGGAUAAGAAAUGUCCAACACCAACAGUUACACCCCUAAGUGAAACACCAGUUCCGCCUUUCAGGUCUCUUCAGUGUGAAACCCUUCUGGGAGUUCGAUCCCGCUGCAAUGCUGUGGUUCGACCAGAGCCAUUCAUCAAGAUUUGUCUUGCCAGCAGGAAUGCUUGUGAUGUGGCUAGGGCCUACCAUUCUGUUUGCUCUAACAAAGGAGUGAAGGAUGUGUUGCCUUUGGCGUGUUAGAGCUCUGUGAUGGGUCUUUCUCUUGCCUAGCUCACUGAUGACAGUACCAUGAACUGAUAACUUUAGAAAAACAUUUUUUUUUGCAAAACACCCAAAGUAAAUAGUGUACAACAUCAGCAAAAAGUUUGAAAAGUGGUAUAUUGUUUUUAUAGCUUCCCUUGGUUUGUAAAAUCUAUGCCAAAAUGACAAAAAGGGCAAGGAUUUUGCAUGGAAUUUUCUAGGAAGCAUUUUCCACAUCUCAUGCUCCUGUAAAGAAACUGGUUUUCUGCUUCUAAUUGAUUUAUAGAUUUAUAGCUACUGCAUUGUGAUAUCUUUCAUCAUCUAGGUGGUUUGAAGUCACAGCAAGAAUGUUCGCAACUUCAUUCUGAAUUAGCUCUUUAAAAUGUUUGAGCCUCACUGACAUCCAUUGCCACUUCUAUCACAUUCCAAAGGCCCCUCACAAGUUACUCGUGUUCCGCCGUUGUCUGUUGUUCAUUGGUGGUCACCCAUCCAAAGAGUGACCAGAGCUAUUAGCACCUCCGAUUCUUGCAAUUUGUAUUCUUAUUCCUUGUAAAGGCUAUUGAGACAGAAAGAGUCAUGUUUUAUAUAAGUUAAACAGGGAAUUAAAGGUAGGAUUCAGUCCCAAAGGGAGUAACAGAUCGCCUUGUAUAAAAUGGAAGGUUAUAGGAACCAUGGAACAUGGAAGCAGGGAGCAAAGUCUAAUAUUCAUUCGUAGAACCAACAAUAUUAAAUCUAGCAGAUACCUAUUAAUGACCUUCAAAAUUGGUAACAUUAUUUAGGGUUAACCUGCGAGACAAAAUGAUGUGAUAACUGAGAGGGACAGAAAAUAAAGAAAA
Molecule: messenger RNA, 9579 nt
Organism: Macrobrachium nipponense
Lineage: Eukaryota; Metazoa; Arthropoda; Malacostraca; Decapoda; Palaemonidae
Product: vitellogenin-like
Exons: 15
Coding region: 1154-8743 (2529 amino acids)
Biological process (GO): lipid transport
Molecular function (GO): lipid carrier activity
Source: RefSeq, a predicted model, not a curated record